UUUUCCGCUUCGCCAUUUUGUGUCGCUGGGCCGGUAUUUAUCGGAGGGGGAAACUAGUGACUCGUCCACUUACGUAGCUAUCUGGUCGCUUGGUGUCGUUAGCAAGUCGCCAACCCGCAACUCACGAUUUAGAUAAUUAACACGACUAUUAAACGGAAGGACGUCGCCUUUAGUGAAGCGUUUAGUUUUGUAUUCCUGUUUUUUUUAGUGUGAGUGGGAAAGGAUGUCGUCCACCGCCCCUGAAUACUCUCCCUUCUUCGCGGUGAUGGGUGCCUCUGCGGCUAUGGUCUUCAGCGCCUUAGGAGCUGCAUAUGGCACAGCUAAGAGCGGCACCGGCAUCGCUGCCAUGUCUGUGAUGCGGCCCGAGCUGAUCAUGAAGUCCAUCAUCCCCGUGGUCAUGGCGGGUAUCAUAGCCAUCUAUGGCCUGGUGGUGGCAGUGUUGAUCGCCAACAACAUUUCAGAUACGGUCUCCCUUUACAAGAGCUUCCUCCAUCUGGGGGCAGGGCUGAGUGUGGGCCUGAGUGGCCUGGCCGCCGGCUUCGCCAUCGGGAUCGUGGGCGAUGCCGGGGUUCGGGGCACAGCACAGCAGCCCAGGUUAUUCGUAGGCAUGAUCCUCAUCCUUAUCUUCGCUGAAGUGUUGGGUCUUUAUGGCCUAAUUGUGGCUCUCAUCCUCUCUACAAAAUAAAUGGGAGUCCUUCCAGUGAGUGUGCUGCUGAACGGGGAGAGGAACUUAAAGAAAAAAAGAAAAGAAAAAAAAAAGGAAACAAUUAAUAUAGCUCCAUAAAUGAUCUUAUCCACAAUGUGUACAGUUGUCUCGGUUUGGUAGUCAACCUCUUGUAAAUGCGCGAUGUACCCUAGUGAUUUGUCUGUCCUGUGUGUGUAGAUUUUUUUCUUUUUUUUUCUUUUCCUUUCCAUUGGUUGGCCUGAGUCAUUUGUUUACUGCUUGUGUUGACAAACUAUGACUGGCCUGGUGUCCCCCCCCCCCCCUUUCUUUCUUGGGACGGUUUCCACAUUGUUGCGGAUCUGUAAAAAAUAUAUAUAUAUAUAAAUGGGAUAGGUUUUUUUUCCACUGAUUUUAUUUAUAAAAAUUUUGAAAUGCUGAUAAAACUGUUUUAAAUGGAGCAAAGUCUUUACUGAAUUCCCCGUGAUAUAUAUGUAUAUUAUAAAUAUCUAUGUAUAGGUAGAUUUAUUGCACUGUGGCUAAUUGUAAUAAGUGAUUGGAAUUCCUAUGGAUGUGAUGGGUUAAAAUGGAUUGCCUUUAGUGUCCAGGCCAUGGAGUGGGACUUGUGUUUUAAUUACUGCUGACAUUCUUAAAACACUUGUAACAUGUUUUCCUGUAGUACAGUUGUCCGAUUGCAGUAAGUAUGUGCCCAGUGUUGGGUUUCACAGGUCUAAUUUCCAAAUAAAUUUCCUUGACGUAUUCCAACAUCAUUUGUCAUUGUGAAUCAUAAGAACAAAGUCAUUAAAGGGAACUGACCUUAAGUUGUA
Paramormyrops kingsleyae is the source of this 1488-nucleotide messenger RNA. RefSeq names its product ATPase H+ transporting V0 subunit cb (gene atp6v0cb). Gene Ontology annotation, molecular function: proton-transporting ATPase activity, rotational mechanism. Gene Ontology annotation, biological process: proton transmembrane transport. Gene Ontology annotation, cellular component: proton-transporting V-type ATPase, V0 domain. Lineage: Eukaryota; Metazoa; Chordata; Actinopteri; Osteoglossiformes; Mormyridae. The record is from RefSeq and is a predicted model, not a curated record.